UUCUUUCUUUGAGAUGUCAUGAAGAACUUUAUUUUGAAAAAUACGGCUGACCGGAAAACGACGUGCAUGUCAUCCGGGGAGCGAGGAUAAACUAGCUAAGCUUGCAGGUUAAUGUGGUAACUAAUAUAGAGAAAGGAGGAUGAGCAGCUCAGAGGAGGUGUCCUGGAUCUCCUGGUUCUGUGGACUCAGAGGGAAUGAGUUCUUUUGUGAGGUUGAUGAAGACUACAUACAGGACAAGUUUAACCUGACGGGUUUGAAUGAGCAGGUGCCUCACUAUCGCCAGGCUUUGGACAUGAUUCUAGACCUGGAGCCAGAUGAGGAACUGGAAGAUAACCCCAAUCAGAGUGACUUGAUCGAGCAGGCGGCGGAGAUGCUCUACGGGCUCAUUCAUGCACGUUACAUCCUCACAAACAGAGGCAUUGCACAAAUGUUGGAAAAAUAUCAACAAGGGGAUUUCGGCUAUUGCCCUAGAGUCUAUUGUGAGAAUCAGCCGAUGCUUCCUAUUGGUUUGUCCGACAUCCCUGGAGAAGCAAUGGUGAAGCUUUACUGCCCAAAGUGUAUGGAUGUUUACACACCCAAAUCCUCCAGACACCACCACACAGAUGGAGCGUAUUUUGGGACGGGGUUCCCCCACAUGCUGUUCAUGGUGCAUCCAGAGUAUCGUCCAAAGCGACCAGCCAAUCAGUUUGUGCCAAGGCUAUAUGGUUUCAAAAUCCACCCAAUGGCCUAUCAACUCCAACUUCAGGCUGCAUCAAGUUUCAAGAGCCCAGUCAAGACAAUUCGCUAGAACGCCGCCCGACGAACACAGUGGACUGAAAGACUUUGUUGUUUACUACUUGUUUGAAAGAAUGAAUAAUAUAUUCCAAAUAAAUGCCUGUACAGUUUCCCAAACUUGAAUAGACGCUUAGAUUUAGACAUACUUCUUAUUUAGUGAAACACUGUUACAGUUGAGCAGGAUUUUUCUCUUCCAUAUUUAACGUUGAGCUAUUACCAACGGGUCAAUCUCCUGUAAGUGUUUAACGUUAAUUGAUGUCAAUCCUUUGACUCGAUCAUGAAGUGCUUUGUGGUUUAAUUGAAUGUAACAAAACAUCUUGCCAACAGCCCAAUGGGUGUUUCCUAUCAGUGAGUCAGUCAAUGCUUUUGAAAUUCAACAUUAAAUACCAUCAAAUCCUUAA
Molecule: messenger RNA, 1175 nt
Organism: Trematomus bernacchii (emerald rockcod)
Lineage: Eukaryota; Metazoa; Chordata; Actinopteri; Perciformes; Nototheniidae
Product: casein kinase II subunit beta
Exons: 7
Coding region: 140-787 (215 amino acids)
Cellular component (GO): cytoplasm; protein kinase CK2 complex
Molecular function (GO): protein kinase regulator activity
Source: RefSeq, a predicted model, not a curated record